AUGGAGGAAUCCCAGAGUCUCCGGUCCCUUUUCACAUCCGCAAAGGAGGCCAAGGCAGCGCUAGAGUCGAGGGGAGAUACCAACACCGAGAGCUACCGGGACGCAGUCAAUGCGGCAAUCACCAAGUUCCACGAAUGCCAGCGACAAGUCAGCAUUUUGUCGCUAUUCAGUUCAAAUGAGUCGCUAGACGAUGUGUCAACAGGAGAUAUUCAAUACAUGACGUUGGAGUACCAUCUUGCCGAACUCACCCAGCGAGGGUCUACUGCUGAUCGCGAAGCUACCCUUCGGCGCACAUUGGAACAAUAUGAACGAUUUAUUGCACGACUUGAUGAAUACGAGUUACUGUCAGCGGUGGACAAAAAGCUGUUUGAACAAUACAUGGCUAAUCCGUCAACUUUCACUCUCGCUCCCUUGAAUGAUGCCGCAGCUCGGCGGGAUGUCAAAGUGAGACGCUUUCGGGAAGAGAAAGAGCUCAAGCAAAAAUUGGAGUACCUUGCUCGCAAUGAAGCUCGACUCCAAAGCGACGAUGACGAUACUCGACGACUCUAUUUAGCGGAGCUGCAGCUCUAUAUACACCAGUCCUUCCAAGCGCUGGAUCUUUUGAUUCAAGAACUGUCAAUGCUAUCUGCCAUGCGGAAUGCCCCCGCACCGCCGCAAACAACCCCCGAUGACCCGAGACAACGAAGUAACCUGGGAGGAGCGAACUACUCAGAUCGCCUGGACCCGUCUCUGUCACAACUUCUGGGCCGGGGAAGGAAUGGACCCCUCUUGAACAGUAAAGGCAAACCGAUGCAGCCUUUUACAUUGCUGGAUCGUCGGACGCAGCUGCAGCAAGGAGUGUUCCGCUCAGGUCAUAAUCUCCCGACCAUGACGAUUGAGGAGUAUCUGGAAGAAGAGCAUAGGAUGGGAAAUGUACUUCAGGGAGGCGAACAGUCUGGUAUGAAACCAGAGGUUGACGAGGAUGACAUGGAAAAGGCAGAUGAAGAAACUAUGAAGGCACGCGCCUGGGACGAAUACGUGGAGGCGAAUCCCAAGGGGUCGGGCAACACGUUGAACCGGGGCUGA
Messenger RNA from Penicillium daleae, 1065 nucleotides. RefSeq names its product IGBP1/TAP42 family protein. Gene Ontology annotation, cellular component: cytosol. NCBI's taxonomy places the organism in Eukaryota, Fungi, Ascomycota, Eurotiomycetes, Eurotiales, Aspergillaceae. The transcript has 3 exons. Gene Ontology annotation, biological process: regulation of dephosphorylation; regulation of signal transduction. Gene Ontology annotation, molecular function: protein phosphatase 2A binding. The coding region runs from base 1 to 1065 and encodes 354 amino acids. The record is from RefSeq and is a predicted model, not a curated record.